Sturnus vulgaris (Common starling) is the source of this 1560-nucleotide messenger RNA. The record is from RefSeq and is a predicted model, not a curated record. NCBI's taxonomy places the organism in Eukaryota, Metazoa, Chordata, Aves, Passeriformes, Sturnidae.
UUCUAUAGGUGAGCAAGGGGCAUAGUCCAGUUUGAAAUCUAUACAGGGUGCUGGAAUGAAUUAAAUUUGGAUGAACUAAGAUAUGUUUUCAGGUGCAUUGGCUAAUGUUCUGAGAUUAUCUCAUGCUUUUAUUCUUUGUGUUAGACAGGGCUAUGAAGAACUGGAAAGACAGCUAAAAGAAGUCUUUAAGGAGAGGAGCAACAUACUUCAGCAGCUCUUAAAAACUUCUAAAGAACUUCAGGGAAUUAAAGUAAACCUCCAGUCUUUAAAAAAUGAUGAAACAUCAACCAAAAAGGAUGUGCAGAAACUUCUGGAACUGGGCCAAAACCAAAGGGAAAUGAAAUCUCUCCAGGAAGCCUUUCAAAAGCAGCUUAAUGAGGCAGCUGAGAAAGCAGAGAAGCAGCAGGCUACCAUUAACUUUUUGAAGACUGAAAUGGAAAGGAAGAGCAAAAUAAUACGAGACCUUCAAAAUGAGAACAAAAGCCUCAAAAACAAGCUCUUGUCAGGAAACAAGCUUUGUGGUAUUCACGCAGAAGAGUCAAAAAAGAUCCAAGCCCAGCUGAAAGAGCUCCGUUAUGGGAAAAAGGAUUUGAUUUUCAAGGAGUCACAGCUGAAGGCUCUGAAGGAGACUGUGCAGCUUUGCCUGUCUUCAGUUCUGCACAAUCAGACUCCCACAAUCAAUCCAAUCUCUUCAAAACCAGCUGAGAAGCUGACUUCCUCAAACACAAAGGGCUCCAAGGUUCCAUUUCAAGUGGCAAGCACCAAGGUCUGGCAAAAUGUCUCAGCAGAGAAAGGGAAUUUUCAUGUGGCCUUGAAAAAGGAAGAAAAUCAAAGCACCCAGGAGUGUGAUUCUCAAGAUGUUGCCAAGACAUGUUUGGGGAAUCAUAAUGAUUCAACAUCUCGUUCAAAGGCAGCAGAAACAGAGACAAGAUUUCAGAAGCUGCACAGCCCUCCGUGGACUAAACUUGAAGAUAAAAAAUCGCCUGAAAAAAAUGAGAAAAAAUACGAAGAAUCAGUUAGCACACAAGGAAAAAACCUCUAAAUGCUACUAAUCUACAUUGAAAAAUGCCAACCACUUCAUCCGCAUGUUCUGUUAGCACAAAGGCAUGAAAUGUCCCAGGUUUCUAAAGCAUGCAUUUUUCACUAUUUUAUGAAUGUCUGUAAAUUAGUCUAGAACAGACCAAUUAGUACCUUACAGCAAUAAUCCAAAAUGGAUGUUUGAAGAAAUGCUUUGUAAUGCAGUCCAGUUUUUGAACUCUUGUUCUACCUUAUCAGUAAUUGUAUACUAUAAAUUACCUUCUUUGUAAACAGGCAUUCUCAAGUAUUUUCUCAGUCUGUUUUAUUUCAUGUAAUUUUGUGCAGAUUAGGUUCUAAGAUUAAGGGGCAGUCAGUGUGUGUGGGGAAAUAUCUGUGUAACCACAUUUGAAGUACAAUCCUGAAGUGCAGCUGUAAAGAGAACUGUGCAUGGGGGUCCAUGUAUACUUACAUUUCAGUAAUUCUAUUUCAAAUCGACUUAUUUACACAAUAAAAUAUGUUUAUUUUGUUCUUUUUUUUUCCUCA